Messenger RNA from Triticum urartu, 1893 nucleotides. RefSeq names its product beta-glucosidase 5. Gene Ontology annotation, molecular function: beta-glucosidase activity. NCBI's taxonomy places the organism in Eukaryota, Viridiplantae, Streptophyta, Magnoliopsida, Poales, Poaceae. The record is from RefSeq and is a predicted model, not a curated record. Gene Ontology annotation, biological process: carbohydrate metabolic process.
AUACUUGUGAACUAUUUAUUUGGCUUGGAUGAAGAUGAAGUUGAGGCUAGUUGACUUGUGGGCUAUUUAUUUGACCUGGAUGAAGAUGGGGUUGAGGAGAGUUGGCAUAAAUCCAAGAAGAUAGAUACAUGGGUGCCACUGCUUUCUUGUACAUCUUGCUGUCCCUCUGGGUUCAGGAUGCAGCUGCCAUUCUUGGCUUCACAAGAAGUGAUUUUCCGCAGGACUUCGUAUUUGGAUCUGGAACCUCAGCAUAUCAAUAUGAGGGUGCUGUUGCUGAGGAUGGUAGGAGGCCAAGCUUUUGGGACACUUUCACUCAUGCAGGUAAAAUGCCAGACCAAAGCACAGGAGAUGUUACUGCAGAUGGGUACCAUAAAUACAAGGAGGAUAUCAAGCUCAUAUCUGAUACAGGCCUAGAGGCCUAUAGGUUCUCCAUCUCCUGGUCGAGGCUCAUUCCAAAUGGACGUGGAGCUGUCAAUCCAAAAGGGUUACAGUUCUACAAUAACAUCAUAGAUGAGCUUGUGAAACAUGGUAUUCAAAUACACAUCACACUUCACCAUCUAGAUCUCCCUCAAAUUCUUGAAGACGAGUAUGGUGGAUGGUUAAGCCCCAGAAUUAUCGAAGAUUUCACGGCAUAUGCGGAUGUUUGCUUCAGGGAGUUUGGAGGCAGAGUCACUUACUGGACUACAGUGAACGAACCAAACAUUGGUGCAGUUGCCUCUUAUGGCAGUGGUCAAUUACCACCUGGUCGAUGCUCAGAUCCAUUUGGAAUAACAAAGUGCACAGCUGGGAACUCCAGCACUGAACCAUAUGUAGCAGUCCAUACUUACUUAUUGGCGCAUGCAUCAGUUGCCAGACUGUACAGAGAGAAGUAUCGAGCUAUGCAAAAAGGAGUUGUGGGCAUAAAUAUCUACUCCUUCUGGAGUUACCCAUUCACAGAUUCCACCGCGGAUUUAGAAGCAACUCAAAGAUGCAAGGAUUUCAUGUUUGGCUGGAUACUAGAGCCUUUGGUGUUUGGGGACUACCCAGAAAUGAUGAAGAAAAAUGUUGGCUCUCGUCUUCCAUCCUUCACAAAAGUCCAGUCUGAACUUAUCAAGGGUUCUUCUGAUUUUAUCGGAAUAAAUCACUACUAUUCUCUCUAUGUGAGUGACCGCCAGACAGAACCAGGUAUCCGAGACUACAACAGGGACAUGUCAAUUUAUUACAGAGCUUCUAGGACAGAACCACCUGCUGGUCAGGGAGCCCCAACAAAUGUUCCAAGUGAUCCCAAAGGGUUGCAACUUGUCCUCGGGUACCUGAAGGAAACCUAUGGGAUAACUCAACUUUAUGUCCACGAGAAUGGUGUGGGGUCUGCCAACGAUAGCCUUGAUGAUACUUACAGGGUCGAUUACCUGAGCAGCUACAUGGGAAGCACGCUAGAUGCAAUAAGGAAUGGGGUUAAUGUGAGGGGUUAUUUCGCCUGGGCACUCAUGGAUCUAUUCGAGCUCCUGGCAGGAUACGAGUCCAAGUACGGCCUGUACCGCAUAGAUUUUGAUGACGAAAGGAGGCCACGGCAAGCCAGGCUCUCUGCUCGCUGGUACUCCGGCUUCCUGAAAAAGAAUGGAUCCUCUAUUCGAGUAUCAAGGGUGCAGGAGGACCUGAGGUUGACGACCGUCUUCUAAUUUGGUGCUCGGGCGUCACAUGUAUGUAUGCACGCACCUGUCGAAGUUUAACAAAAGGCUUGAGCAGCAGAUUCUUCAACUUUAUUUUCUGAAAAUAAGGGGGCGUGAGAGGAAGAACUGGCAGCCAGACGGCCCGGGAAGAAGUAUGUUUAGCUGACUUGUGGGUUGUUUUGUCACUACAAGGGUGGCUUCCCUGCUAUUUGUAGGAAUUGCAAGUCAAACAUUACAAGUGUAA